CAGUGCUCGGGUGAACCAGCGAGUGCCACUGAGAUGGCGGAGCCUGAGCUUUCUAUCCCAGAGCAGAUUGUGACCAAGUUCAAUAUGAUUUCGAUUCUUGCCGCCCAGACACAAGAAGAAGAAGCAGCUGAUUUGUGGGUUGAUGCAGCUGCAAUUCGGAAGAAGGCAAAUGAAAUCCUGUCACUGCUCAGUACUAUCCCAGAAGAAGAGGUAGACGUGCAGGACCAGGAGCUCCAGAUCAACGAUCCUAGCACUUUAUUAAGUCUUUUUGCAGCAGUGUUCGACUGUGCGCGGGCCAUGGCGACGCCGGAUGCGCAUCGGAACUGGCGAUCAGCUUGCGGAGCAAUCGUUUGGGCUGCUCGGAGGGCUGAGGAGCUGCUACAGCCAUGGCUGCUGGUAGAAGUGGUCCCUGAGGAGUCCGAUGUAUUCACACAUCUUACGGCAAGAUCUCAUCCAAGGGCCCCAAUUGAGGAUGGUGUCACAGUCACAGCGCUGACAUGGAGUGUGACAGACGAGACCUGGACACAAGAUGCAGAGGCUUUUCACUUUCCAGACUUUCCAGAUGCCAUUGCUGCCGGGGAAACAGAAGCAAAACUGCAAUCCUUGGAGCACCAACUGCUGGAGUUGCAGAACACAUACAAAAGUCAAAAAGAUCCCGAAAUUGCCUUGACACUGCACGCACUAGGCAAUGUGAGUCUUAGGGUUGGAGAUCUCGAGCAAGCGAAGCAACACUUUGAUGAGUCCUUGCGAAUGAAGCGCUCCUUGUAUGGGGGCAUGGAUCACCCUGACAUUGCCGCGACACUGCAUGCACUAGGCAAUGUGUGUGUGCAGGCUGGAGAUCUCAGGCAAGCCAAGCAAAUCUUUGAUCAGUCCUUGCAAAUGAAUCGCUCCUUGCAUGGGGACAGGGAUCACCCUGACAUUGCUGUGACACUGCUUGCGCUAGGCAAUGUGAGUCUGAGGGUUGGAGAUCUCAAGCAAGCAACGCAGAACUUCCAUGAGUCCUUGCGAAUGGAGCGCUCCUUGCAUGGGGACAGGGAUCACCCUGGCAUUGCUGCAACACUGCAUGAGCUAGGCACUGUGACUCGGAAGGCUGGAGAUCUCAAGCAAGCGAAGCAGCACUAUGAUGAGUCCUUGCGAAUGAAGCGCUCCUUGCAUGGGGACAGGGAUCACCCUGACAUUGCUGCAACACUGCAUGAGCUAGGCACUCUGAGUCGGCAGGCUGGAGAUCUCAAGCAAGCGAAGCAGCACUAUGAUGAGUCCUUGCGAAUGAUGCGCUCCUUGUAUGGGGACAGGGAUCACCCUGACAUUGCCGCGACACUGCAUGCACUAGGCAAUGUGUGUGUGCAGGCUGGAGAUCUCAGGCAAGCGAAGCAAAACUUUGAUGAGUCCUUGCGAAUGAUGCGCUCCUUGCAUGGGGACAGGGAUCGCCCUGACAUCGCUGCAACACUGCAUGAGCUAGGCACUGUGACUCGGCGGGCUGGAGAUCUCAAGCAAGCGAAGCAGCACUAUGAUGAGUCCUUGCGAAUGAAGCGCUCCUUGCAUGGGGACAGGGAUCACCCUGGCAUUGUUGCAACACUGCAUGAGCUAGGCACUGUGAGUCGGCAGGCUGGAGAUCUCAAGCAAGCGAAGCAGCACUAUGAUGAGUCCUUGCGAAUGAAGCGCUCCUUGCAUGGGGACAGGGAUCACCCUGGCAUUGUUGCAACACUGCAUGAGCUAGGCACUCUGAGUCGGCAGGCUGGAGAUCUCACCCAAGCGAAGCAGCACUAUGAUGAGUCCUUGCGAAUGAUGCGCUCCUUGUAUGGGGACAGGGAUCACCCUGACAUCGCUGCAACACUGCAUGAGCUAGGCACUGUGAGUCGGGAGGCUGGAGAUCUCAAGCAAGCGAAGCAGCACUAUGAUGAGUCCUUGCGAAUGAAGCGCUCCUUGCAUGGGGACAGGGAUCACCCUGACAUUGCUGUGACACUGCUUGCGCUAGGCAUUGUGAGUCUGAGGGUUGGAGAUCUCAAGCAAGCAACGCAGAACUUCGAUGAGUCCUUGCGAAUGAAGCGCUCCUUGCAUGGGGACCGGGAUCACCCUGACAUCGCUGCAACACUGCAUGAGCUAGGCACUCUGAGUCGGCAGGCUGGAGAUCUCACUCAAGCGAAGCAGCACUAUGAUGAGUCCUUGCGAAUGAAGCGCUCCUUGUAUGGGGACAGGGAUCACCCUGUCAUCGCUGCAACACUGCAUGAGCUAGGCACUGUGACUCGGCAGGCUGGAGAUCUCAAGCAAGUGAAGCAGCACUAUGGUGAGUCCUUGCAAAUGAAUUGCUCCUUGCAUGGGGACAGGGAUCAGGCUGACAUUGCUGCAACACUGCAUGAGCUAGGCACUGUGACUCGGCGGGCUGGAGAUCUCAAGCAAGCGAAGCAGCACUAUGAUGAGUCCUUGCGAAUGAAGCGCUCCUUGCAUGGGGACAGGGAUCACCCUGACAUUGCUGUGACACUGCUUGAGCUAGGCAAUGUGAGUCUGAGGGUUGGAGAUCUCAAGCAAGCGAAGCAGCACUAUGAUGAGUCCUUGCGAAUGAUGCGCUCCUUGCAUGGGGACAGGGAUCACCCUGACAUCGCUGCAACACUGCAUGAGCUAGGCAUUGUGACUCGGCAGGCUGGAGAUCUCAAGCAAGCGAAGCAGCACUAUGAUGAGUCCUUGCGAAUGAAGCGCUCCUUGCAUGGGGACAGGGAUCACCCUGACAUCGCUGCAACACUGCAUGAGCUAGGCACUAUGACUCGGCAGGCUGGAGAUCUCAAGCAAGCGAAGCAGCACUAUGAUGAGUCCUUGCGAAUGAAGCGCUCCUUGCAUGGGGACAGGGAUCACCCUGACAUUGCUGCGACACUGCUUGAGCUAGGCAAUCUGAGUGUGGCAGGCUGGAGGUCUCAAGCAAGUGAAGCAGCACUAUGGUGAGUCCUUGCGAAUGAUGCGCUCCUUGCAUGGGGACAGGGAUCACCCUGACAUCGCGGCAACACUGCAUGGGCUAGGCAUUGUGACUCGGCGGGCUGGAGAUCUCAAGCAAGCGAAGCAGCACUAUGAUGAGUCCUUGCGAAUGAAGCGCUCCUUGCAUGGGGACAGGGAUCACCCUGACAUUGCUGUGACACUGCUUGAGCUAGGCAAUGUGAGUCUGAGGGUUGGAGAUCUCAAGCAAGCGAAGCAGAACUUCGAUGAGUCCUUGCGAAUGAUGCGCUCCUUGCAUGGGGACAGGGAUCACCCUGACAUCGCUGCAACACUGCAUGAGCUAGGAACUGUGACUCGGCAGGCUGGAGAUCUCAAGCAAGCGAAGCAGCACUAUGAUGAGUCCUUGCGAAUGAAGCGCUCCUUGUAUGGGGACAGGGAUCACCCUGUCAUCGCUGCAACACUGCAUGAGCUAGGCACUGUGACUCGGCAGGCUGGAGAUCUCAAGCAAGCGAAGCAGCACUAUGAUGAGUCCUUGCGAAUGAAGCGCUCCUUGCAUGGGGACAGGGAUCACCCUGGCAUUGUUGCAACACUGCUUGAGCUAGGCACUCUGAGUCGGCAGGCUGGAGGUCUCAAGCAAGCGAAGCAGCACUAUGAUGAGUCCUUGCGAAUGAUGCGCUCCUUGCAUGGGGACAGGGAUCACCCUGACAUCGCUGCAACACUGCAUGAGCUAGGCAUUGUGAGUUGGGAGGCUGGAGAUCUCAAGCAAGCGAAGCAGCACUAUGAAGAGUCCUUGCGAAUGAUGCGCUCCUUGCAUGGGGACAGGGAUCACCCUGACAUUGCUGCAACACUGCAUGCACUAGGCAAUGUGUGUGUGCAGGCUGGAGAUCUCAGGCAAGCGAAGCAAAACUUUGAUGAGUCCUUGCAAAUGAAUCGCUCCUUGCAUGGGGACAGGGAUCGCCCUGACAUGGCUGCAACACUGCAUGAGCUAGGCACUGUGACUCGGCAGGCUGGAGAUCUCAAGCAAGCGAAGCAUCACUAUGAUGAGUCCUUGCGAAUGAUGCGCUCCUUGCAUGGGGACAGGGAUCACCCUGACAUUGUUGCAACACUGCAUGAGCUAGGCACUCUGAGUCGGCAGGCUGGAGAUCUCAAGCAAGCGAAGCAGAACUUCGAUGAGUCCUUGCGAAUGAUGCGCUCCUUGCAUGGGGACAGGGAUCACCCUGUCAUCGCCGCAACACUGCAUGAGCUAGGCACUGUGACUCGGCAGGCUGGAGAUCUCAAGCAAGCGAAGCAGCACUAUGAUGAGUCCUUGCGAAUGAAGCGCUCCUGGCAUGGGGACAGGGAUCACCCUGACAUCGCUGCAACACUGCAUGAGCUAGGCACUGUGACUCGGCAGGCUGGAGAUCUCAAGCAAGCGAAGCAGCACUAUGAUGAGUCCUUGCGAAUGAUGCGCUCCUUGCAUGGGGACAGGGAUCACCCUGACAUCGCUGCAACACUGCAUGAGCUAGGCAUUGUGAGUUGGGAGGCUGGAGAUCUCAAGCAAGCGAAGCAGCACUAUGAUGAGUCCUUGCGAAUGAAGCGCUCCUUGCAUGGGGACAGGGAUCACCCUGACAUCGCUGCAACACUGCACGAGCUAGGCACUGUGACUCGGCAGGCUGGAGAUCUCAAGCAAGCGAAGCAGCACUAUGAUGAGUCCUUGCGAAUGAAGCGCUCCUUGCAUGGGGACAGGGAUCACCCUGACAUUGCUGCAAUACUGGAUGAGCUAGGCACUGUGACUCGGCAGGCUGGAGAUCUCAAGCAAGCGAAGCAGCACUAUGAUGAGUCCUUGCGAAUGAAGCGGGGACAGGGAUCACCCUGACAUCGCUGCAACACUGCAUGAGCUAGGCACUGCACUGCCCAUUCCAAGAAGUUUUCGGGAUGGCUUUCCUCUGGAGUUUGAUCCAAAGAACCUUUUUCCUUUCUGGGUGCUGCAGAACGGUUCCUGCUUGGUGCAUGCCGAGCGUCCUUUCUGGGUGCAUGCCUUUACAGAUCCAAAGAACCAUCAGAAUGGCUGCCAGCCAUUUUAUUGAAAAGAACGCUUUGCACAGCUCGCUCUGCAGGGAAAA
Molecule: messenger RNA, 5024 nt
Organism: Cladocopium goreaui
Lineage: Eukaryota; Dinophyceae; Suessiales; Symbiodiniaceae
Source: the annotation of a GenBank genome assembly